UAACGUGUUAGUGUCUUCUCUUGAGUUAGCUGUAGGUGUGAAUCGUGUUGAAAUGGAUUUUUCAGAUUAUAUAGUUACCGUUAGCUAUGAUCCGGACAUUACAGGUCCGAGAACUCGAACUCAUUGUGUUCAGGAAGCUAGCCGUGGCUCCAAGAUGUACCAAGCAACCUUGUAUUCUCCUUCAGGACAAAGAGAAAGGGAUAAGGUGAAUGAAAUUCCCACGUGUAGGGAUCAGUUUUUGUUCAGCUGCUUGUUUUCUGUACCUGUGUUUGUGUUUGCUAUGGUGCUUCCCAUGCUUCCUCCAUAUGGCAACUGGUUGAACUAUAAGAUCCAUAAUAUGCUUACUCUUGGGUUGUUUUUAAGAUGGAUCCUUUGCACGCCUGUGCAGUUCAUAGUUGGGAAAAGGUUCUAUGUGGGAUCAUAUCAUGCACUGAGGAGAAGAUCUGCUAACAUGGAUGUGCUGGUUGCGUUAGGCACUAAUGCUGCUUAUUUUUACUCGUUAUAUAUUGUAAUAAAAGCACUGACUUCAGAUACAAUCGAAGGACAAGAUUUCUUUGAGACCAGUUCCAUGUUGAUAUCCUUUAUCCUAUUAGGAAAAUAUUUGGAGAUUGUGGCCAAAGGGAAAACAUCAGAUGCUUUAGGAAAGCUGACACAACUUGUUCCAGAUAAAGCAUAUUUAGUAGAAAUUGAUACUGAUGCAAAUAUCAUCACAGAGACAGAAAUUGACACUCAACUUAUACAAAAGAAUGACAUAAUUAAGAUUGUGCCUGGGGCUAAAAUUUCCAUUGAUGUAUUGUUAUAAAAGGACAAAGCUAUGCAAAUGAAAGUAUGAUCACUGGAGAGGCAAGACCCAUUGCCA
This is a messenger RNA of Cicer arietinum (chickpea), 859 nucleotides long. RefSeq names its product copper-transporting ATPase HMA4-like. Lineage: Eukaryota; Viridiplantae; Streptophyta; Magnoliopsida; Fabales; Fabaceae. The record is from RefSeq and is a predicted model, not a curated record. Gene Ontology annotation, molecular function: metal ion binding.